UGCACAACUCAGAAUGAAGGAUCCUCAUCCUCAUCUUCAUCUUCACCUUCAUCUUCACCUGGAAACAGUCAAACAUGGCGUCUGAUGCGUCUCCUCCAGGUGACGAUGAGGUGAAGGAUAGAAGGAGGAGGAGGAGGAAGGAGCGGGAGGUGAGGAAGAAGGAGGUUCAGGAGGUGGACAUCGAGGAGUUAACGUCUGCAGGUCACAGAGCGCUGCAGGAGGGACGGACCGAAGACGCUCUGAGCUGCUUCAACAAGACUCUGAAGGCUGCAGAACAGCUGCAGGACUCUCGGGUCCUGCGGGCCUGUUCCUUUAACCUCGGUGCAGCCUACGUGGAGGCGGGCCGGCCUAAGAAAGGUCUGGACCUCCUGCGUCAGGCUCAGCCCGGCCCGAAGGCCGACCGGCUCCCGGACCUCCAGUUCAACCUGGCCCUGGCCCACAAUGCACUGGGGCAGAGCCAAGAGGCCACCGGCUACUUCCUGCAGGCCGCUCAGCUGUACAGAUCGCAGGGAGACGGAGGCAGCGAGGGAGACGCCUGCAUGGAGAUGAGCCGCUGCUACAGCAGAGCGCAGGACUGGUCUCAGGCGGUUCAGGGUUUCCUGCGAGCUGCAGAGAGUUACAGAGUGGCAGCCAUGUUGGAUUCUGCAGCUGCUGCCCUCAAAGAGGCAGGAAGUCACAUGAUCCAAUCAGAUCAGUUCAGCGCAGAUGACAUCAUCGGCGUGCUGGCAGAGUGUCUGAGUUUAACAGACAGCAUCACCGACCCAAAGACCCUGGGUGAGCUGUACCUGUCAGUGGGCAUGUCCUACUGCCGGCUCAGGUGUUUCCAGGAGGCGGUGAGGUGUUUCCAGCAGGCUCUGGGCCCCGCCGCUCAGCGGCCCCCCCUACUGGCCAAAGUGCUUCACAACCUGGGAGCCGCCCUGAACUCUGUGGGCCAGUUCACACCUGCUGUGGGCUACCACAGGCUGGCUGCUGGACUCUACGGCUCACUGGGUUGCCGUGGCGAUCAGGCCCGUUGUUUCAGUAACCUGGGGUUUGCCUGCAGUCAGCUGGGUGAUGAUGAGGAGGCAGCAGAGAGCUUCAUUCACGCUCUGCAGGGGUUCAGAGACACAGAGGACCACCUGGCGCAGGUUCAGGUGUGUGAGUCGUUAGCAGAGUGUUACCUGAAGCAGAGGAAGCAGCAGAAAGCAGUUCAGCUCUACAAACAGGCUCUGACCGCUCUGUCGCACUGCAAGGACAGUCCUGUUGGUGUUCGAGAUCGACUGGUGGAGCGUCUGACUGCAGCUCUGCAGAGGCCACGCCCACCCAGACCACACCCACUCAGCCCACAUGUUGGACAGCGGAUCAGGAAAAGUGACAUCACACAGAGUCCAGACCGAGCGUCCAACCAGCAGCUAGACGGUCAGAGGGGGGAGGGGCAAGGGUCACAGCAGGACGCCACAGCCAGACAGGAAGCAGCAGAGCAUUGUGGGUCAGCGAGGGACGGCGCCACUGAGGGACCCGAACACAUCAGCAUGGUACCUGGACCGCACAGUUUGUACCAGUCAGACCAGUCAGACCAGCCGCACACUGAGAGUGAAACCUCAUUGGUCCAGGAGGCGGAGUCUCCGCCCACCAGCCCAGGUGACACCAGAGAGGCCACGCCCCUUGUCGCCAGGUGGCGGUCUCGGUUCUGUUCGCUGAUGUAGACUCACCCACCUAAGGACACGUUUGGAUAAGAACACUGUGAGAACGAGUCUCACGCACAAGAUCUGCAAAAACAACCGAAAACGCUGUAGUACGCACGCCAGGCCAGUAGUUGGCGGUGUAAGUUUGUAAUGACACACCAUAGAAGUGUUUGCGCAUAAAGGCUUUCCUCUACACAACGCUGAGUAUAAACAGCAUUAAUAAACUCCGUAGAGUCAGCAACACGAUCACAACCACGCUGUCGUUGUCCUCCUACUCGCACAUGACUUUUUUCUGAAACGAGAUGCGCAUGUGCGAGGUGCAGCUGUGGCGUCACUGCUCUCACAGGAUCUGUGCAUCGCCAGUUUACACGGCGGCAGACGGAGCGCUGUUUUCAAGAGAUUACACUCUGGAACCCGGAUUCAAAAGUUUGCGU
This is a messenger RNA of Plectropomus leopardus (leopard coralgrouper), 2098 nucleotides long. RefSeq names its product tetratricopeptide repeat domain 24 (gene ttc24). Lineage: Eukaryota; Metazoa; Chordata; Actinopteri; Perciformes; Serranidae. The record is from RefSeq and is a predicted model, not a curated record. Gene Ontology annotation, molecular function: protein binding.